Molecule: messenger RNA, 777 nt
Organism: Aricia agestis (brown argus)
Lineage: Eukaryota; Metazoa; Arthropoda; Insecta; Lepidoptera; Lycaenidae
Exons: 4
Coding region: 7-777 (256 amino acids)
Source: RefSeq, a predicted model, not a curated record
UCACGAAUGGAAGCCUUCCAGCAGGAUCUUCAGUCUGCAACUGAUAAUGGCACAGGUCCUGCCGACAAACUCAGUAGAGAAUUCUACUCAUUCAAAGCCUUUGUUGUAAGUUCUCUUCAAACUUUACAAUCACAAGUGCAAAUGCUGCAUGAUCUGAAUGAUCAUAUGGAGAUGAGAAGUCGAAGAAAAAUUCUAUUACUUCAUGGUGUACCAGAAGGCAGCAGUGAUGUUCUUGUUUCUAAACAUUGUAAUAGACUUGGUAAGCAAAACAAAGAUAAGCCCAGACCUAUACUGGUAAAGUUCAAGGAGAUGUCAUCCCGCUCCAAGAUUUGGAAUUUGAAAACCAACUUAAAGCAAACGGGUAUUACAAUGUCAGAGUUUUUAACCAGAAGACGUCAUCAAAUAUUUGUUUCUGCCCGUCAACAUCUUGGUGUCAAUAAGUGCUGGACAAAGGACGAUAAAAUUUUUGCUAUUGGUCCUGAAGGCUCCAGACAUCAUAUUCAGAACAUGGCUGACCUCGAGGCUAUAAAGAAUAUUGCUCCAGUUCCAGUGCCAAAUAGCCAGAUAGCACCUCAAUCUCAAGCCGGGCCUGUGUCGACGGUGUCGGUGUCGGUGUCGGUGUCGGUGUCGGUGUCGGUGUCGGUGUCAGUGUCGGUGUCGGUGUCUCCACUUUUCGCUAGUGUCCCUAGCUCGUCAGUGUCUCCACUUUUUGCUAGUGUCCCUAACUCGUCAGUGUCUCCACUUUUCGCUAGUGUCCCUAGCUCGUCGGUGCUCUAG